AUGAUCCCCCCCAAGGUCUAUCAGUUUCUGGUUGGCGUCUUUGCCUCUUUGGGUUCUUUCAAUUAUGGAUAUGACCUUGGUGUCAUAGGAGGCAGCAUUGCCUCCUCGUCCUUCAUCGACCAGUUUCAGCCCAACGAUGCCGAGUCAGGCGCAGUUGUGUCCCUUUUUACCGGAGGUGGUUUCUUUGGCGCGUUCUUCGCUGGACCCCUUGGCGACUACCUGGGUCGCAGAUUGGCCCUCCUGAUUGGAUCCAUCAUCUUCUGUAUCGGUGGAGCUUUCCAGGCCGGUGGUCAAACUAUUGACUGGCUAUACGCUGGCCGAGCUAUCGCAGGCCUGGGUGUUGGUAUCUUGAUCAUGAUUGUGCCAAUGUACCAGGCAGAGAUUUCUCACCCUACCAUUCGUGGUCGUGUUACGGGCCUCCAGCAACUCAUGCUGGGCAUUGGCUCUUGUGUUGCGACCUUCACCACCUACGGAACGACCAAGAAUCUCACUGGCUCGGAGCAGUGGCGUAUUCCACUUGGAAUCCAAGUUGUUCCUGCUGCCGUUCUUGGCGCCAUGAUCCUCUUCUUCCCGGAGUCGCCACGUUGGCUUAUUGACCACGGCAAGGAGCAAGAGGGUCUCGCGACCCUGGCGAAGCUGCACGCCAAUGGCGAUGAGUCCAACGCCUGGGUGCAAGCGGAAUACUCGCAGAUCCAGACCGCCAUUGCGAACGAGCAUGAACUCGCAGCCAAGGGCUACAUGGAACUCUUCAAAGACAAGGUUACUUUCCGACGGCUCUUGCUUGUCUGCGCCAUUCAGGCCGCUACGCAGAUGACAGGUGUCUCCGCCAUCCAGUACUUUACUCCGCGGAUUUACGAGUCUGUCAACAUUGGAACUAGCGAGUCACUGAAAUACCAGGCCAUCAGCAACUGCUUGUCUAUUGUGGCACAGGCCUGCACCGUCAUCUUCAUUGACAAGAUUGGUCGGCGAUGGCCCCUAAUCAUUGGAAACCUUGUCAGUUGUGUCUGCUGGAUUAGCGUCACAACCAUUGUCGCAGUCUUCCCCAAUUCCUCGCUGUCUUUGCAAAACUCUCUCGCUUGGCUUUUCAUUGUCACCAACUGGAUUUACCAAGUUACCUUCUCUUUCACUUGCGGCCCGCUCUCAUGGAUUAUUCCUGCCGAGGUUUUCGACACGAGGACCCGCUCCAAGGGCGUUUCAAUCGGAGUCAUGACUUCAUUUGCCUUCAAUACGCUCAUCGGACAGGUCACAGCCCCUGCUUUUGACUCUUCUGGGUACCGAUACUUCAUCCUGUUCGUUGUCUGCAACCUCUCUAACGCAUUGUUCUUCUGGUGCUUCAUGCCCGAGACCAAGAGGCUGCCCUUGGAGGAGAUGAACCGUCUCUUCUCUGGAUCUUGGAUUGUUAUUGGCUCAUCCAAGAAGCUCAAGCAGACAAGGCUGGAUCUGGACGAACGACUGGACGAAGCUCAGACCAACAAGGAGGUUGAGGCCGCCGAGAUUGAGCGCACGGGAUGA
Messenger RNA from Emericellopsis cladophorae, 1512 nucleotides. RefSeq lists its product as uncharacterized. Lineage: Eukaryota; Fungi; Ascomycota; Sordariomycetes; Hypocreales; Bionectriaceae. Gene Ontology annotation, cellular component: membrane. Bases 1 to 1512 code for a protein of 503 amino acids. Gene Ontology annotation, biological process: transmembrane transport; carbohydrate transport. Gene Ontology annotation, molecular function: carbohydrate:proton symporter activity. The record is from RefSeq and is a predicted model, not a curated record. The transcript is spliced from 5 exons.